Messenger RNA from Hydractinia symbiolongicarpus, 1484 nucleotides. RefSeq names its product serine dehydratase-like. Bases 65 to 1027 code for a protein of 320 amino acids. Lineage: Eukaryota; Metazoa; Cnidaria; Hydrozoa; Anthoathecata; Hydractiniidae. Gene Ontology annotation, biological process: L-serine catabolic process; L-threonine catabolic process. Gene Ontology annotation, molecular function: threonine deaminase activity; L-serine ammonia-lyase activity. The record is from RefSeq and is a predicted model, not a curated record. The transcript has a single exon.
UUGGCGCCUCAUAUUUUUUAACAAAAUGGUAGCUGGAGCAGUGGCGUAGUGAGGAUAAAGUUUUAUGGCAAACACUCUGUACGUUAAAACGCCUCUUAUUGAGGCAUUUAACAUUAAUGGGAAGUACACAGCAUAUCUUAAGCUUGAAAACACUCAACCUAGUGGCUCAUUUAAGACACGAGGUAUAAGCUUUCACUGCCAAAAGUUAAAAGAACGGGGUUGUCAUUGUUUGGUUUCUUCUUCAGGAGGAAAUGCUGGUCUUGCAGUUGCUUAUACAGGACGGAAAUUAGGACUCCCAGUAACUGUGUUUGUACCUGAAACUACAAAUGAUCAUGUCAUACAGAAAUUGAAUCAGCAAGGAGCUUCUGUCAUUAAAAAAGGUGCUGUGUGGGACAUCACAAAUGAAUAUGCAUUAAGGUUUGUUGGAGAGAAGAAGGAGGAUUGUGCUGCACUUGUUCAUCCAUUUAAUCAUGCUGAAAUUUGGAAGGGUCAUUCUACAAUUAUUCACGAAUUGAAAGAACAAAUGAAGGCACCACCAGAUGCUGUUGUAUUAAGUGUUGGAGGUGGUGGAUUAUUAUGUGGAGUUGCUGAAGGACUUAAACAUGUGGGAUGGUCAGAUGUACCUAUAAUUGCUUGUGAAACAGAAGGAGCUGACUGUUUUAAUGCUGCUAUUUCUGCGGGAAAAAUUAUAGCACUUUCUGAAAUAACAAGUGUUGCAAAGUCUCUUGGAGCUUUAACUGUAGCUGAAGAAGCUUUUCGUUGGUAUUCACAACGUAAAAUUAUAUCUGUCAAAUUAAGUGAUAAAGACGCUGUAUCUGCUUGUUUAAGGUUCUCUGAGGACCAUAAAAUGCUUGUUGAACCAGCUUGUGGUGCAUCCCUUGCUGUGUUAUAUAAAGAAGAUAUACUGACUGAACUUGUUGACACAAAGCAACUAAGAAAAUUAGAGAGUAUUGUUGUAAUAGUUUGUGGAGGUCAUUCCGUAAACAUCGAACAGUUAGUAAAGUGGAAGCAGGAAUUUGAUAUUUGAUCAAGCAACACAAUUUUUAAUAGGGUAAAUCAAUUAAAAAAUUCAUUUUUUGUAAUUUUGCACCCACUUAUUUAUGCAAAAUCGUGAAAUUAAAUACAGACAAAAAUUGACUUAUUGAACUUUGCUAGACUAUAAUGUUCGAGGUAGCACCUAUAUUUCAAUAUUUCGCAUGGAUUUUAUUUCGCGAAUUUCAAAAAAAUUUAAUUGACACUAAAAACAAAGGAGGUAAACACAAUGGUGCUAAAUAACGAAUGUUCAAAUUUUCUGCAGUUCGAAUUAAUGUGCAAUUUUUAUAAAGAAAAUAUCAGCAAUCAACCAACGAAACAUGAUAUACAAUUAACAACAACCUUAAAAAAAUACAUGAAAUUUUGUACUAAUAUUCUUGUUUUUUGGCAAAAUUCACAAAAUAGUAUCUGCGGAAUAUGAUAGUUCAUGAAUUUUUUAACCCUAGAUUAAA